This is a messenger RNA of Talaromyces proteolyticus, 393 nucleotides long. RefSeq lists its product as uncharacterized. The record is from RefSeq and is a predicted model, not a curated record. NCBI's taxonomy places the organism in Eukaryota, Fungi, Ascomycota, Eurotiomycetes, Eurotiales, Trichocomaceae. The transcript has a single exon. The coding region runs from base 38 to 250 and encodes 70 amino acids.
CAAAACCACUUUUUUUCGCUGGUCGUGUGCGCCAUGAAUGGUCGGCUCAGCCACCAUCUGCGUUUUCGUGUCUUGUUUGCUUGCUGCAAAUUUUUUAAUUUUGGAGAAUUUGAAGACUUUUCAUCUUCAUUUUGCCUCCUUUCUCCUCUCUACCUGCCUGUGCCGGUGGAGCCCAUCUCUCUACAAGACAUAUCAUGUAAUUAUUCAUAAUUCGUUGAUAUGUUUCUUUUUUUGCAAUCAAUCAGGGUAAAGCCCUGGGCCCUCUCUCCUUGCAGCUUCUAGUCUAGGCUGUAAUGAGUGUGUGUGACUUAGUGCUGAUACAGCCUGUGUCGCCAUCUCACCGGCCAGCCAGUGGGUCGGGUCUGGCGUGAGCUCUCUGCCAAUCACGUGUGU